AUGCCUGAUGCCCCGUCAAAAGGAAGAAAAAGCACCAAUUGUAAAAAGCUAAUUUACCAAAUGAUCCAUCCCGGAAUCAUAUCAGAUUUGUUUCCUGGGGUUGUUCUUCCAAAGCCAGACUAUGAAGUUUUUCUGGAAGCACUGAAUGAUAACAUAAAAAAGAUGAAACUCCAGGCAGUGCCUUGGUUUAUUGGGAAAAUUAUCCAGAUCUAUGAGAUGAUGCUGGUGAGACAUGGCUAUAUGAUUGUUGGAGACCCCAUGGGAGGCAAGACAUCAGCUUAUAAAGUGUUGGCUGCAGCUCUGGGUGAUUUACAUGCAGCCAACCAGAUGGAGGAGUUUGCUGUGGAGUACAAGAUCAUCAAUCCCAAGGCUAUCACAAUGGGGCAGCUGUAUGGGUGUUUUGACCCAGUGAGCCACGAGUGGACAGAUGGUGUCCUAGCCAGUGCUUUUCAGGAGCAAGCAUCUUCAACGUCUGAUGACCGCAAGUGGAUUAUAUUUGAUGGGCCAGUAGAUGCUGUUUGGAUUGAAAAUAUGAACACUGUUCUGGAUGAUAAUAAAAAGUUGUGUUUGCUGAGUGGAGAAAUUAUCCAGAUGAGUCCCAAGAUAAGUCUGAUCUUUGAGCCAGCUGACCUGGAGCAGGCAUGCCCUGCCACCGUGAGCCGAUGUGGGAUGAUCUACAUGGAGCCUCAUCAGCUAGGCUGGAAGCCCUUGAAAGAUUCAUACAUGGACACCCUACCCUCCAGCCUUACUGAGGAGCACACGGAAUUGGUCAAUGACAUGUUCAUGUGGCUUGUCCACCCCUGCCUGGAAUUUAUUCGCCUUCACUGUAAAUUUGUGGUCCAGUCAUCUCCCAUCCACCUUGCCUUCUCAAUGAUGAGGCUGUACUCCUCUCUGCUUGAUGAAAUUUAGGCCACGGGAGAUGAGGAAAAUGAAUCACUUGAAGGCCUGUCAAGUCAACAGAUUUUCCUCUGGCUUCAAGGACUAUUCCUCUUCUCCUUGGUGUGGACCGUGGCCGGCACCAUCAAUGCAGACAGCAGAAAGAAAUUUGAUUUCUUCUUCCGCAACCUCAUCAUGGGUAUGGAUGAUAACCACCCCAGGCCCAAGAGUGUAAAACUCACCAAAAACAACAUAUUUCCAGAAAGAGGAAGCAUCUAUGACUUCUUUUUCGUCAAACACGGUAGUGGACAUUGGGACACAUGGGCAGAAUAUAUCACCAAAGACGAGGAAAACAUUCCUGCUAUUGCAAAGGUCUCAGAGCUCAUCAUCCCCUCAAUGGAGACAGCCCGGCAGUCCUUCUUCUUGAAAACCUACCUGGACCAUGAGAUCCCAAUGCUGUUUGUGGGUCCCACGGGCACUGGAAAAUCAGCCAUCACCAACAACUUCCUUCUCCGCCUUCCCAAAAACACCUAUGUGCCCAACUGCAUCAAUUUCUCUGCCAGGACUUCAGCCAAUCAGACCCAGGAUAUCAUCAUGUCCAAGCUGGAUCGGAGGUGGAAGGGUCUUUUUGGCCCUCCCACAGGGAGGAAAUCAGUGGUGUUUGUGGAUGACCUCAACAUGCCAGCCAAAGAGGUGUAUGGGGCACAGCCCCCCAUCGAACUCCUGAGGCAGUGGAUUGACCAUGGUUACUGGUUUGACAAGAAAGACACAAGCAGACUGGACAUUGUGGAUAUGCUACUUGUGACAGCCAUGGGUCCCCCUGGAGGAGAAAGGAAUGACAUUACUGGACGAUUCACUCGCCAUCUGAAUAUCAUUUCCAUCAGUGCCUUUGAUGAUGACGUUUUAACCAAGAUUUUCUCUUCUAUUGCUGACUGGCACUUUGGGAAGGGGUUUGAUGUGAUAUUCUUAAGGUAUGGAAAGAUGAUGGUACAGGCUACCAAGACAAUUUGUAAAACUGCAGUAGAGAACUUUUUGCCAACUCCCUCCAAGUCACAUUACGUCUUUAACCUGAGGGACUUCUCACGAGUGAUCCAGGGGGUACUGCUCUGCCCUCACACCCACCUGCAGGAUGUAGAAAAAUUGGUCCGCCUUUGGAUACAUGAGGUUUAUCGAGUCUUUUAUGACCGUCUGGUUGACAUGGAAGACAGACAGGUGUUUUUCAACAUGGUGAAGGAAACCACCUCCAAUUGCUUCAAGCAGACCGUGGAGAAGGUGCUUAUCCACUUGUCACCCACUGGAAAGAUAGUUGAUGACAACAUUCGUAGCCUCUUCUUUGGGGAUUUCUUCAAGCCAGACAGUGAUAAUAAAAUCUAUGAUGAGAUCACUGACCUGAAACAGCUGACAGUGGUCAUGGAGUACUACCUGGAAGAGUUCAACAAUGUCAGCAAGGCUCCUAUGUCCUUGGUCAUGUUCCGGUUUGCCAUUGAACAUAUCUCCAGGAUCUGCAGGGUCCUGAAGCAGAACAAAGGCCAUUUGCUCCUGGUGGGGAUUGGGGGCAGCGGGCGGCAGAGUGCCACUAAACUGUCCACAUUCAUGAAUUCAUAUGAGCUAUACCAGAUUGAGAUCACAAAGAACUACACGGGCAAUGACUGGCGGGAAGACCUGAAGAAGAUCAUGCUGCAGGUCGGGGUGACCUCCAGGAGUACUGUGUUCCUCUUCACUGAUAAUCAGAUCAAGGAUGAGUCAUUUGUUGAGGAUAUCAACAUGCUUCUAAACACGGGAGACGUGCCCAACAUCUUCCCAGCUGACGAGAAGGCUGACAUUGUGGAGAAGAUGCAAAUGGCAGCCAGAACAGCAGGAGAGAAGAUCGAAGUCACUCCUCUUUCUACGUACAACUUCUUUAUAGAGAGGGUGAAAAAGAACCUACACAUUGUGCUUGCCAUGAGUCCAAUUGGGGAUGCAUUCAGAAACCGCCUGCGGAUGUUCCCUUCAUUGAUCAAUUGCUGUACAAUUGAUUGGUUCCAGUCCUGGCCUACUGAUGCCCUGGAGUUGGUGGCCAACAAAUUUCUAGAGGAUGUGGAGCUUGAUGACAAAAUUCGAACAGAGGUCGUCUCCAUGUGUAAAUACUUUCAAGAAAGUGUGAAGAACCUGUCACUUGAUUAUUAUAACACACUUCGAAGACAUAACUAUGUUACCCCCACUUCCUACCUUGAACUGAUUCUAACCUUCAAGACACUCCUGAAUAGCAAGAGGCUUGAAGUGGACACGAUGAGGAACCGAUACCUGACAGGCUUGCAGAAACUGGACUUUGCAGCUUCCCAGAACGAAUGCGAGGGGGACCUGGCCGAGGCCAUGCCAGCGCUGGAGGCAGCACUCGCUGCACUCGACACCCUGAACCCGGCUGACAUCUCACUGGUGAAGUCCAUGCAGAACCCACCCGGCCCAGUCAAGCUAGUCAUGGAGAGCAUCUGUGUCAUGAAGGGGCAGAGACCAGAGAGGAAGCCAGACCCCAGUGGCUCCGGUAAGAUGAUAGAAGAUUACUGGGGUGUGUCAAAAAAGAUUCUCGGAGACCUGAAAUUCUUGAAGAGUCUUAAGUCAUACGACAAAGACAACAUCCCUCCCUUGGUCAUGAAGAGGAUCCGAGUAAGGUUUAUUGAUCACCCAGAAUUCCAGCCGGCCGUCAUUAAAAACGUGUCAUCUGCCUGUGAGGGUCUGUGCAAGUGGGUGAGGGCCAUGGAGGUGUAUGAUCGUGUGGCCAAGGUGGUGGCUCCCAAACGGGAGCGACUGAAGGAGGCUGAGGGGAAGCUGGAUGCACAGAUGCAGAAACUGAACCAGAAGCGAGCAGAGCUGAAGCUUGUGGAAGACCGUCUCCAGGCCCUGAAUGACGAAUUUGAAGAGAUGAAUGUCAAGAAAAAGACACUGGAAGAAAACAUUGAAAUCUGCUCCCAAAAGCUAGACAGGGCAGAGAAGCUGAUCAGUGGUCUUGGUGGAGAGGACAGAUGGACAGAAGCUGCUCGCCAGCUGGGAAUCCGCUAUAUUAAUCUGACAGGGGAUGUGUUGGUGUCCUCGGGGACUGUGGCUUAUCUGGGUGCCUUCACAGUGGACUACAGGGCCCAAUGCCAGAAGGAAUGGUUGGCCAACUGUAAGGACAAGGUCAUCCCAGGCUCUAGUGACUUCAGCCUCAGCAAUACGUUAGGGGAUCCUGUGAAAAUCCGUGCCUGGCAGAUUGCUGGGCUUCCCAUUGACUCCUUUUCCAUAGACAAUGGCAUCAUUGUGUCCAAUUCUAGGCAUUGGCCUUUAAUGAUUGACCCACAGGGGCAGGCCAAUAAAUGGAUUAAGAAUAUGGAGAAAGCAAAUAAACUGUCUGUUAUCAAGUUCUCUGACACCAAUUAUGUAAGGACACUGGAAAACGCCCUACAGUUUGGCACCCCUGUCUUACUGGAAAACAUUGGGGAAGAUCUGGAUGCUUUCAUUGAACCUAUCUUGCUCAAGACAACAUUCAAGCAGCAAGGGGUUGAAUAUAUGAGGCUGGGUGAAAGUAUCAUUGAAUACUCCAAGGAAUUUAAGUUUUACAUUACCACUCGUUUAAGGAACCCACAUUACCUCCCGGAAAUUGCUGUGAAAGUCUGUCUCCUCAACUUCAUGAUCACCCCCUUGGGUCUCCAAGAUCAACUUCUUGGUAUUGUGGCUGCCAAGGAGAAGCCAGAACUGGAAGAGAAAAAGAACCAGUUGAUUGUGGAAAGCGCCAAGAACAAGAAGCAGCUAAAGGAAAUUGAAGAUAAGAUCUUGGAGGUUCUCUCCCUUUCUCAGGGCAACAUUCUAGAGGAUGAAACGGCCAUCAAAAUUCUGUCCUCCUCUAAAGUACUGUCUGAAGAAAUCUCAGAGAAACAGGAAAUAGCUUCAAAGACAGAAAUGGAGAUCGAUGAGACUCGGAUGGGCUACAAGCCAGUGGCUAUGCACUCUGCCACCAUCUUCUUCUGUAUCUCUGACCUGGCCAACAUUGAGCCCAUGUACCAGUACUCCUUGACAUGGUUCAUCAACCUCUACAUGCUUUCCCUAGCCAACAGCACCAAGAGCGAGGAACUGGAUCUCCGCAUUGAAUACAUCAUCGAAUAUUUCACCCUGAGCAUCUACAACAAUGUGUGCCGCUCUCUGUUUGAGAAGGACAAGCUGCUCUUCUCCCUCCUCCUGACUAUCGGCAUCUUGAAAGAGAAAAGGCUAAUUUCAGAGGAAGUUUGGUUCUUCCUUCUAACUGGAGGUAUUGCCCUGGAUAACCCCUACCCCAACCCAGCUCCCGAAUGGUUAUCUGAGAAGGCAUGGGCAGAAGUUGUACGUGCAUCCUCAUUGCCAAAACUGAAAGGCCUGAGGGAACAUUUGGAACAAAAUACUAAUGAAUGGAAGCCGAUCUACGACUCGACCUGGCCCCAUGAAGAGAUAUUCCCUGAACCUUGGAAGUUGCUUGAAGGAUUGGAGAGGUUGGUCAUCCUCCGAUGUUUGCGGCCUGACAAGAUAAUUCCGGCCGUUAGGGAUUUCAUUGCCGAAUUUAUGGGGAAUGUGUACGUCGAAGCUCCUACAUUCGAUCUCCAGGGAUCCUACAACGAUUCCAGUUGUUGUGCACCGCUGAUUUUCGUGUUGUCUCCAAGUGCAGACCCAAUGGCAGGCCUGCUGAAAUUUGCAGAUGACCUGGGUAUGGGAGGUGCCAAAACACAGACCAUCUCCCUCGGUCAAGGCCAAGGCCCUAUUGCUGCCAAGAUGAUCAACACAGCCAUCAGAGAUGGGACCUGGGUGGUCUUACAGAAUUGCCAUCUGGCUACAAGCUGGAUGCCUACACUGGAGAAAAUCUGCGAGGAGGUAAUUGUUCCUGAGAGCACCAAUGUGAGAUUCAGGCUCUGGUUAACCAGCUAUCCGUCAGAGAAAUUUCCAGUCAGCAUUCUCCAGAAUGGGAUCAAAAUGACCAUUGCCCCCAAAGGACUCCGGGCCAACCUUUUGCGCUCCUACCUCAAUGAUCCCAUCUCAGACCCCACGUUCUUCCAAAGCUGUACCAAGCCAGUGAUGUGGCAGAAGCUGUUGUUCGGCCUCUGCUUCUUCCAUGCCAUCGUUCAAGAGAGGAGGAACUUUGGACCCCUAGGUUGGAAUAUUCCGUAUGAAUUCAAUGAAUCUGACCUAAGGAUCAGUAUGCGGCAGAUCCAGAUGUUUCUCAAUGACUACAAGGAGGUGCCGUUUGAUGCUCUGACCUACCUAACAGGAGAAUGUAAUUAUGGAGGCAGAGUGACUGAUGACAAAGACCGGCGUCUGCUGCUGUCUUUUCUGUCCACAUUCUACUGCAAGGAAAUCCAGCAGGACCGUUACUAUCUCGCCCCUGGAGAGACAUACUACAUCCCUCCCUAUGGCUCCUACCAGUCCUAUAUCGACUACCUCAGGACCCUGCCCAUCACAGCCCACCCAGAAGUAUUUGGUCUCCAUGAGAAUGCUGAUAUCACCAAGGACAACCAGGAAACCAACCAGCUCUUCCAAGGGGUGCUGCUGACCCUCCCCAGACAGUCAGGAGGGAGUGGCAAGUCACCUCAGGAAGUUGUCGAGGAGCUGGCUCAGGAUGUACUCUCCAAACUCCCCAAAGACUUUGACCUGGAAGAGGUCAUGAACUUAUAUCCUGUGGUCUAUGAGGAGUCCAUGAACACUGUCCUAAGACAGGAGCUCAUCAGAUUCAACAGGUUGACCAAAGUGGUUCGCAGUAGCCUCAUUAAUCUUGGCCGAGCUAUCAAAGGGCAGGUCCUGAUGUCCUCGGAGCUGGAGGAAGUCUUCAACAGCAUACUCGUGGGUAAAGUGCCAGAGAUGUGGGCAGCCAAGUCCUACCCAUCGCUGAAGCCACUGGGGGGCUAUGUGGCUGACCUAGUGGCCCACCUGGCUUUCUUCCAGGAAUGGAUUGACAAGGGCCCCCCUGUGGUCUUUUGGAUCUCUGGAUUCUACUUCACACAGUCUUUUUUGACUGGUGUCUCUCAGAAUUAUGCCCGGAAAUAUACCAUCCCCAUUGACCACAUUGGAUUUGAGUUUGAGGUAACCACACAAGAAACAGCCGUGGAGAGUAACCCAGAAGAUGGGGCCUACAUAAAAGGGCUCUUCCUAGAAGGUGCCCGUUGGGACAGGAAAAUGAAGCAGAUUGGCGAAUCUCUCCCCAAAAUCCUCUAUGACGCACUGCCCAUCAUUUGGCUGAAACCUGGGGAGAGUGCACUGUUUCUGCAUCAGAACAUUUACAUGUGUCCGGUCUACAAGACAAGUGCCCGCAGGGGUGUCCUCUCCACCACAGGCCACUCUACCAACUACGUCCUCUCCAUUGAGCUUCCGACAGACAGGCCCCAGAAGCACUGGAUAAACCGAGGCAUGGCCUCCCUGUGCCAACUGGACAACUGACGCAUUUGCCUCAAAACAGAAAGUAAACAGCAUUUCAUUCUCCACGACAGCCCGGCCUUCCUUUCUUGAGAGUACUAUACCACAGUGAUGAUGUUGAUGUGAAUGUUACCUUACCUGAGCAGUUGCUAUGAACCAAGUAUUUCAUAGCAGCCCUAUAAAGCAGGUUAUUAUUAUUAUCCUCAUUUUAUGGCUGCAGAAAUGUGAUAAAGAUAAGUAAAUCAGACAAUUACUAAAGUAAAAUUUGAACACAGCCAGUGGGAUUCAAGCUUUCCUGCCUGUGGGUUUGUGUGCGCUAGGGAUUGAACUCAGGACCUUCACACUGAACUACGUCACCCAGCCGCCCUCCUUUUUUGUGUG
Messenger RNA from Fukomys damarensis (Damara mole-rat), 7641 nucleotides. Its product is annotated as dynein heavy chain 3, axonemal. The record is from RefSeq and is a predicted model, not a curated record. Gene Ontology annotation, cellular component: dynein complex. Gene Ontology annotation, molecular function: dynein intermediate chain binding; dynein light intermediate chain binding; minus-end-directed microtubule motor activity. Gene Ontology annotation, biological process: microtubule-based movement. Lineage: Eukaryota; Metazoa; Chordata; Mammalia; Rodentia; Bathyergidae.